AUGUCAAUAUUGGAUUUUCUUAGGUUCGCCACGCGGAUAAAAGAUGAACUCGCGAAAUGUACGGGUAACGCACAUAAACGCCCAACGCUUAGGUCUAAUGUACCGGUCUAUAAUUAUUGCGUAGCCGGCGCGUAUACUUAUCGCCUUAGCGUCUUUUCGACGACGAAACGAGACACGGGAGAUGAUGUACUCCAUUCGUUUAUUAACGACAUCAUUGAGUUUGACCGAAAACAGUUAAUGUUACUCCGACCAACAUUAAUGGAAAAUCCACGUGCAACAAAUAAAUGCAUGACUGUGAAUAAAAUAUUGAUCGUGUUAUCAAUAUAUUGUAUCCUUUAUCACACUUAUAAGUGUUAUUCAAUGCCACCGAAAGAAUAUGAUUUUUCUACUCUAACAUUCAAUUGGUUUUUGGAUCCAAAUAUCUUAGACAUGGUAAUUGUUACUGGAGGAUGUUUUUAUAUCCAUAGCGUGGCAUCUAGGUUUUGUGCUUUAAACGAUGCCUGGAAACGUUUGCCACAUGGUUUGGAAGAAAUUCCGGGUGAAUGGACACAAUCCGAAAUAACAAUGUCGAUAGAGUGUUUACGAUUGUUGCAUGCUGAUCUUUGUGAAAUAAUAAAAGUGUUCAGUUUAGGUUACGGUAUGAUUCUGUUAGGGUACUUCACACUUAGUUUUAUAAGUUUAUUGAUAUUUACUUAUUUAUACUUUGCUGUCGGAUAUCCACUACUUAACACGUCAUUGAAAUCGAUCAUUGUUUGGUGUUUACCACUGCUAAUUAGAUAUUGCCAAUACAGCAUCUUUCACAUGAGUAUUGUCGUAUAUGCCUCAUUGACAAACGAAAAAAAAAGAAAAAUAAUAUCAUACUUACGAUCAUACCGAAUUUCAAAUUUACCAUUUCAUACAAAAUUACAAAUUAAAAUGUUUAUGAAUCAAAUGCCUGAAUUCGAAUCCAACGAAAUGUCAGCGUAUGGAAUUUUCAACAUAAAUUUACAUCUUGUAAUAACAAAUUUAAUAUUGUUGUUUUCUGGACUUCUUACACUAAUACAGAUGAAGGAUCACCCAACAAUAUCUAGUAUGUCAAAAUCUGUCAUAGCAUAUUUCAAAAAACAGUAUGAUAGUUCAAACAAUUAUACUAACUCUUAG
Molecule: messenger RNA, 1140 nt
Organism: Rhopalosiphum padi (bird cherry-oat aphid)
Lineage: Eukaryota; Metazoa; Arthropoda; Insecta; Hemiptera; Aphididae
Exons: 5
Coding region: 1-1140 (379 amino acids)
Biological process (GO): sensory perception of taste
Cellular component (GO): membrane
Source: RefSeq, a predicted model, not a curated record